AAAAUGCAUCCUGAUCAGAAAAAGACAUUUAAAGAGAAAAAUGACAUUCGUAAAAAAUUGUUCAAUUCGACAAAGGAGGAACGAUUAGAUUGGAGAAAAAUGAAAGACGAGAAAAAGCGAAAAAACGAAGAAAAAAUUAUCAAGGAAGCCGAAGAAGCAAAAAAAGCGAAAAUUGAGAAAGUCGAUCACACUCCACCAUUCACAAUUUCCAUCGCCGUUCCUGGUCAAUUUCUGAAUAAUGCUCAAUCAGCCGAACUUCGAACGUAUAUGGCUGGUCAAAUUGCAAGAGCAGCUACUUUGUAUCGUGUUGAUGAAAUUAUUAUCUACGACGAGUCAUGUAGAAUGACGGACGAAGCCGUCAAUGCAUACUACAACGGAACGUGGCAAGGAAAUCUUAUUCCAGCUGAAACAAACUAUGAAGGAUGCUUCUAUCUUGCAAAAAUUCUUGAGUAUCUCGAGUGUCCACAAUACCUUCGAAAAGAUCUAUUUCCAAUUCAAAAACCUUUGAAAAAUGCCGGUCUUCUGAAUCCUUUAGACGCUCAGCACCAUCUUAAAUACGAUGAAAAGACACUUCGAUUCCGCGAAGGAGUUGUACUGAAAAAACGAUCAAAAGAUGGCCGUGGACCAAUCUGUAAUAUUGGAUUGGAAAAGGAAUUUGAAAUUGAUUCGGACGCCGUUCAACUGCCACCGUACACAAGGGUUACUGUAGAAAUCAAGAAUUUGACCGAACAAUGCAAACUUUACCGUGGAAGCAUCACAAGUGGAGCUACAGUAACCCGUGAAACUGGUUUAUAUUGGGGAUAUUCUGUGCGACUUAUGACUGGAUUACAGAAAGUUCUCCAAGCAAAAAAGUUUGACAUUGUGGCCGGAGUAUCUCCACGUGGAAAGCUGGCUUCUCAAAUGGAUGUUUGCAUUUUAAACAAACCAAAAAUAUUGCUUGUAUUCGGUGGAGUUGCCGGCGUGGAUGCAGCUGUGGAAUCUGAAGAAUUGGCAGAAUGGCGUCGCGCAGAAGAUGCAUUCGAUGUGCUCAUUAGAACAACUUCUCUUUCAAAUGGGUCUCGCAGCGAACGUGUUGAGGAGAAUGUGCUUUCCGUUUUGGCUCAAGUUCAAUGCCAUCUUGAGACUCUAAACGCGCUUUGAAGAUAUCCGAUUUAUAAGAAAAUAAUUUGGAAGUUAUUGAACAUUUUCUUAAAAAUGCUCAUUUCAACUUGUUUUCCAACCAGUUCUUAAAAUUGUUUCUUCCCGUUAUCUCUUUGUUUUUUGUUGAAUGUUAUUGUUACACUUAUCGCCCAUUUUACUCCUUGCUCGUUUUGUCAUAAAAAUAAUGAUUUGUUCGAAAUUU
Caenorhabditis elegans is the source of this 1342-nucleotide messenger RNA. RefSeq names its product Putative methyltransferase spot-1 (gene spot-1). Gene Ontology annotation, cellular component: centrosome; spindle. The transcript has 7 exons. Bases 4 to 1140 code for a protein of 378 amino acids. The record is from RefSeq and is marked reviewed. NCBI's taxonomy places the organism in Eukaryota, Metazoa, Nematoda, Chromadorea, Rhabditida, Rhabditidae.